UUCCCCCGCCCCCGCCCCCGGCUCCUCGCAUCCACCGCUAUCCCGAGCUCCCCUCCCUUCUCCCCUCUCUGCUCUGGCAUCCGCCGCCCGCUCCUCUCCUCCCCUGCGCCGUUGUCCUCCCCGACGGGGGAGCUCGCCUGGCCGGCCCCGCGCCCGUCGAGCUCCUCCCGACUUGACUCCAACCGGCUGAAUUCGUUGCUGGACCGCCGCCGCCCAGUCCGUCUUCUCCAACCCCGACCGGCCGAGCGGCCCUCCCUCGCGCCCGCGCGCGCCUCGCAGCUGAGCCCCCUCCUCCCCGCGCCUGGACUCCGGCUUUCGUUUCCCAGCGGCCAAUUUUCCCUUUCCUUUUCCUUUUUCCGCUCCACCCCGUCGGGCCUUAUUUCCUAGCGGCGACGACAAGGCGAGCAGCCACUGCCAGGUCUUUUGUCAGCCGACCACCUGGCCUUCGUCGGGCGCCGGCGACGAACAUACGACAGUGAAGGCUAGAGGAAGAGAACGGCCACGGGAUGGAUAGGAACCAGGAGCUGGAAGAGGUGGUCCCAAAUGACUCGGACCCUCUUCUUGGGAGGGAGAACAAGGAGGCGGAGUCAUCAUCAUCAGUGGAGCUGUCUGCGCCACAACCAGCAACUGUGACCCCGUUGGAGAUCGAGGAUGAGGAGACUGAUGGCUCUUCUGCUGCAUGCUGCCGCAUUUGCCUCGAGAGCGAGUCUGAGAUAGGUGAUGAACUGAUAUCACCUUGCAUGUGCAAAGGAACUCAACAGUUUGUUCACCGCUCAUGCCUUGAUCACUGGCGUUCUGUUAAGGAAGGAUUUGCAUUUUCCCACUGCACAACAUGCAAAGCUCAGUUUCAUCUCAGGGUGGAGACGUGGGAGGACAACUCAUGGCGUAAAAUGAAGUUCCGGAUCUUUGUUGCAAGAGAUGUGCUCCUCGUAUUUCUUGCUGUACAGCUUACUAUUGCUAUUAUUGGCGCAAUUGCAUACUUUCUAGACAGGGAUGGAAGUUUCCGGAACAGUUUCAGUGAUGGCUGGGAUCGCUUCUUGUCAAAGCACCCAAUACCAUUCUACUACUGCAUAGGUGUUGUGGUUUUCUUUGUGCUGCUUGGAUUCUUCGGGUUGAUAGUUCACUGCUCAUCCUUCAACGACCACCAGGAUCCAUGCCUAGCUGGGUGCCGGAACUGCUGCUACGGCUGGGGCAUCCUUGACUGCCUGCCUGCUUCCUUGGAGGCAUGCUUUGCCCUGGUGUUGGUUUUCAUCGUCGUGUUUGCCAUCCUGGGCAUUGCCUAUGGCUUCCUGGCAGCCACCAUGGCCGUCCAGAGGAUCUGGCAGAGGCAUUAUCACAUCCUGACAAAACGGGAGCUCACAAAGGAAUACGUGGUGGAAGACCUCCACGGCAGCUACACGGCACCUAAGCUUGACCCGGAGCACGAGGAGCGGUUGAAGAUGCUGAAGCUCCUCUAGAGAGCCAGAGAGGUGCCUGCCUGAAAAUGCUUCAUGCCACCUCAUCAACAUGACAACAUGGCCCAUCCUCUCUGGGUCCAGAUCAUACAAGGAAUGGUCACCUUGAGUUCUACUAGGCUACUGUACAGAUGAAAAUCCUGCUUCUACCUGUACCGAACACCAUCUGCUGAAACAGUCUAGAGCUUCUGCUGAGUUUUAUGUUUUACCUUCUCGGUAAUCUUCGUCGACCACGUGUAGUGACUGUAAUGUGCGCCCUCUGCCUUGUUCCUGGAAUUGAACGACUGGACGAUUGAAAAUCUGUUGUCUGAAUUAAUCAUGUUGCGUUUUUUCGUCUGAAUAUAAGAUCUCUCAAUGCAUCUAAUGUA
Molecule: messenger RNA, 1822 nt
Organism: Setaria italica (foxtail millet)
Lineage: Eukaryota; Viridiplantae; Streptophyta; Magnoliopsida; Poales; Poaceae
Product: probable E3 ubiquitin ligase SUD1
Exons: 7
Coding region: 507-1457 (316 amino acids)
Molecular function (GO): zinc ion binding
Source: RefSeq, a predicted model, not a curated record